AUGGCGGCCUCGCGGCCGUCCAUCGAUCUCGACGAGGAUAUCGCGGCCCUCCUGGAGCGGGCGCGCGUUUCUGCGCUCGUCUCCGGUAAGGUGGUGCCGCAGCUGCUGGCCCAGGACGUCGGCAACGUCGCGGCGCUGCUCGAGGCGGUCGCCGAGGACGGCCUCGAGGGGCUCGGCCUCGGCAAGACCGUGCAACGUCAGCUGUGCCGCUGCCUGCCGGCCCUGAACAGCUGCGACGCGGCUGAGGCAGCUUUGUCGUCCUUUGCCUCCCUGUCUCUGGUCGAGCCCCCGCUUGGGGCUGCGACUGGCGCGCAGGCGGGCAGCAGCGCGAUGGCCGGCGGCGAUGGUGCUGCUGGCGAGCGCGCUGGCGGCGGCGGCGGUACGGACGCUGCCGAGGGUGCCGCGCGUGCCGCAGACGGGCAUGCGAUUGCCGCAAGCGGCCCCCGCGGCGGAGCUGGGAGUGGCUCCGCUGGCGAGGAGCACGGCGGCGGGGCCGCGGCUGGCGGCGAGGGCCGCGGCGGCGCGCGCCCCAAAGAGGCGGACAGCGGCGCCUGCAGUGUGCAGGCCGCGGAAGGCGGAACCGGAGGCGGCGCCCCGGGGGCCUAUAUGGACCCCGUGGCGCCCGCGCUGCCGGCUUGCGGCGAUGGGACGAUCGCCGCCGCGGGGGGGGAGGAGGAGGUGGAGGGCGCCGCUGCCGCCGCCGAGGCGGGCCGCCGCGCUCCGAAGACCCUAAUUGUUGCCGAUCCUUCAGCGACGCGCCAUACCGACACCGGGCACAGUUCGCAGCCACUUGCUGCGUCCGCCGGAGCUUCGGAUUCUACUUACAGCGGCGCGGACGCGGAGGAGGCGGUGGCAGGAGGGGACUCUGGGGCGGCGGAGGCGAGCGCGGCGGCCACGGCCGAGGAGGACAAGCGCGUCCGGGCGCUGAGGAUUGCCCUGCAGCACAGGACGCAGAUGCCCGUGACGGACGAGGAGGCCCGGGCUAUCCUCCAGGCGCGAGGGGGUCGCGAGACGCCCGUGACGGAGGAGGAGGCGCGGGUCAUCCUUCGGGCGCGGGGGGCCGUCGGGCACGGCAGGGCUACCUUUCAGGCGCGGGCGCGCGGGCGCGGUGGGCGCGCCACGGCAUCGCCGGCGCUGGCGAGCAAGGGCGGCGAGAAGCUAUCGCGGCGUGGGAAGAAGGCGGUGGCGAAGGAGGCGGGCGAGGUGGUAUCACGCGAGGAAGGCGAGGCGAUUUAUCGCGCGACGCUCGAGUCGCUGUUGGCGUCCACCGGGUGGACGCCGCGCGCCGCGGAGGAGAGGGCGCGCGAGGAGCAGCGUGCGCAUGUUCGGCAGAUGCGCUGGGCAAGGGAGCACGGCCGGGGGGAGCCGGUCCGGUGCUUUGAAGGGGAGGAGUACGACGAAGGCGACGACGCUUUCGACGCGCUCUUCGACGGGGGCUCGGGGUACGGGUGGGAUUCCCCCUCGGGGGGCGGCGCUUUCUUCUAG
Molecule: messenger RNA, 1485 nt
Organism: Emiliania huxleyi CCMP1516
Lineage: Eukaryota; Haptophyta; Isochrysidales; Noelaerhabdaceae
Exons: 1
Coding region: 1-1485 (494 amino acids)
Source: RefSeq, a predicted model, not a curated record